GCUGAAGUCCUUCUUAAACUUCUCAUUGCAUUGGAUGAACUUUACUUUGAUGACUUAAUAGAAGACUUACUGGUUGCCUUUUUCAAGCAAGGAGCCCAAUGGAUUCGAGAAAAUUUUGUUUAUGUCUACAAAAUUAGUCUACAACAUCAUAAAUUCACACAAUUAAGCGAAUACGUGGAUGAUAUUAUUCAGUAUGAACCUGAAGUGUUACUGCAUUCUCGGGAAUUCGUUGAAUUAGAAGAAUCAGAACUUCUUCCUAUUCUCGAUCGCGAUAAUUUUUGUGUAGAAGAUGAAGCAGAAAUCUGGGACCGCAUCAUUGAAUGGGGAUGUGCACAACAGAAUUCACAUCUUUCGACAGAUCCUUCUGAAUGGUCGGGGGAAGAUAUUGAAUCUAUGAAAUUAACAUUAAAAAAUUUUAUUCCAUUAGUGAGAUUUUUUACAAUGUCAUCGGAUAAAUUUUAUAAACAUGUUAGACCAUAUGAAAAAAUUCUUGGAAAUAUUUGUGAACAAGUGUUACAAUCAUAUCUUAUUAAAGGAUGGCAACCAAGAGACAUACGAGUACUUCCCCGUAGAAAUAAAGCAUCAAGAGCUAAUUCCAAAUUAUUAAACAACAGACAAAUCAGAGAAAUUUACAAAAAAAUUUAUUCCAAAAAACCUAAAAAAUCUAGAUUUAUCGAAGAUGCAUACACAAUGGUUUUACUUGAACCAACGCAGUAUGAAACUUUCUGCGUAGAUCCAACCGUUAUAGUAUUUCGCAUUGUCGAACUUGAUAUAGUAAUCGGAGGAUAUAAUCCAUUUAAGACAAAAUAUUCAUUAAUUUCGCAUUCACCAACUUUUAAAUCGAAAUUAGAAUAUAGCUUUAUGUUCAAAAUUGAUGAUGAAAAAAUUAAAUUUUCUUCUAUUGUAGGGACUAAAGAGUUUAAAUUACAAUAUA
This is a messenger RNA of Racocetra fulgida, 934 nucleotides long. Lineage: Eukaryota; Fungi; Glomeromycota; Glomeromycetes; Diversisporales; Gigasporaceae. The record is from the annotation of a GenBank genome assembly.